GGUGUGCUGCAGGCAAACCAUUGGCACAAAAGCGAGCCGGCGGUGCCACAGCGUGACGUUUUAGCGGCGUGAAGACGACGAGACACUCGGCCCAAGUUGCAGAGGAGCUCGGACGGCAUGCAAAGUUGUGAAAUCUCCUCAGACGGCGCUGAUGAUCCUCUUAGUAGCGGCCUGCGCACUCCUCGGCAGCCUCGAGUAGUUGUGAUCGGCGCUGGCGUGGCCGGCCUCGCUGCAGCCAAGGUCCUGCUGAAGACGGGCUUCACUGAUGUCACAGUUCUAGAGGCCUUAGACCGCAUCGGUGGGAGAGUUCAAAGUAUUGACCACGGUGAAACAGCUUUGGAGCUCGGAGCGACUUGGAUCCACGGCGGCAAUGGGAACCCGGUGUACCACCUGGCCGAGGACAACGGCUUGCUGGAACAAACCACAGAUGGCGAGAAGAGCAUCGGGCGCAUCAGCUUGUACAGCAAGAACGGCGUCGCUCACUACCUGACCAAUGUUGGCAAGAGGAUCCCCAAGGACCUGGUGGAGGAGUUCAGCGACCUUUACAAUGAGGUGUACCAGCUGACUCAAGAGUUUUUCCAGCAUGGGAAGCCCGUUGGGGCCGAAAGCCAGAACAGCGUUGGCAUCUUUACACGAGAUGUGGUGCGCAAGCGGAUUACGAUGGAUCCUGAUGAUUCCGAGAACACCAAGAAGCUCAAGUUGUCCAUGCUUCAACAGUACCUCAAGGUCGAGAGUUGUGAAAGCAGCUCACCCAACAUGGAUGAGGUGUCUCUGAGUGACUUUGGCGAGUGGACCGAGAUCCCCGGUGCGCAUCACGUCAUUCCAGCAGGUUUCAAUAAGAUUGUGGAGCUCCUGGCCAGGGACAUCCCCCCUCAUACCAUCUGCCUUAGAAAACCAGUCCGCUGCAUCCACUGGAACUACUCUGCCCAGCGUGACGAGUCGAUCGGCAAGCGUGACGACUUCAACCGGGACAACAACCACAAUCGAAACAACGCUGGGCGCCACGGUCCCCCGAAGGCGGGGAAGCCCAUUUGGGUGGAGUGCCAAGACGAGGAGUGGAUCAUGGCCGACCACGUGAUCGUGACGGUCUCCUUAGGUUUUAUGAAGUACAACCACGAGGCCAUGUUCUCCCCUUCUCUACCAGAGGACAAGGUGCUGGCCAUUGAGAGGCUGGGCAUCAGCACCACGGAUAAGAUUUUCUUAGAGUACGCCGAGCCAUUCUGGAGCCCCGAGUGUAACAGCAUUCAAUUUGUUUGGGAAGACGAGGCCCAGCUGGAACAGCUGACUUACCCCGAGGAGCUGUGGUAUAAGAAGAUCAGCAACUUCGACGUGCUCUAUCCCCCAGAGCGCUACGGCUACCUGCUGAGUGGCUGGAUAUGUGGCGAGGAGGCCGUCUACAUGGAGCGCUGCGAUGAUGAAACUGUCGCGGAGACAUGCACAGAGCUGCUCAGGCACUUUACAGGGAACCCCGACAUUCCAAAGCCCCGGCGCAUCCUGCGUUCCUCCUGGGGUAGCAACCAAUACUUUCGAGGGUCCUACUCCUAUGCCAGGGUGGGCUCUAGUGGCGGAGACUUUGAGAGGCUGGCCACGCCACUGCCUGACGCCAACAGCACCAAGGCUCCGGUAACAGUUCUCGACUGGUUCACUUCUUACAGUCGAAUGCCCCUGCAGCUCCUGUUCGCUGGCGAGGCCACCCACCGCAAAUACUAUUCCACUACCCAUGGUGCAUUGUUGUCCGGACAGCGAGAGGCCUACCGUCUGGUGGAGAUGUAUCAGGACUGGCACACCACUGAACACCACAAAGCCUAAUAUGUAAAUAUAAGCAAAAAACAAACAAACAAACAAACAAAAAAAAAACCUUUGACUCAUCUGAAAAACAAACACUU
Hippocampus comes (tiger tail seahorse) is the source of this 1886-nucleotide messenger RNA. RefSeq names its product spermine oxidase (gene smox). Gene Ontology annotation, biological process: spermine catabolic process. The record is from RefSeq and is a predicted model, not a curated record. The transcript has 8 exons. The coding region runs from base 118 to 1809 and encodes 563 amino acids. Gene Ontology annotation, molecular function: polyamine oxidase activity. Lineage: Eukaryota; Metazoa; Chordata; Actinopteri; Syngnathiformes; Syngnathidae.